Molecule: messenger RNA, 3245 nt
Organism: Mobula hypostoma (lesser devil ray)
Lineage: Eukaryota; Metazoa; Chordata; Chondrichthyes; Myliobatiformes; Myliobatidae
Product: endonuclease domain-containing 1 protein-like
Exons: 2
Coding region: 178-1155 (325 amino acids)
Molecular function (GO): hydrolase activity; metal ion binding; nucleic acid binding
Source: RefSeq, a predicted model, not a curated record
AAAGUUCCUUCCUUAUCACCAUAUAAAAGUAAAACAAAGGAGCCUGAGUGAGUGUCUCGCUCUCCUUUGUGCUCCCUCAUUCCAGAAGGUUCUGUCUUGCAGAACUUACCCCCGGGAAACUGCUGUGACACAGAUCAUCGGCUUGUCAACCAAGGGUUGAAGCCCCCUCUACUCAGCAUGGCCUUUGGGCUCAGCACUCUGGUCUGGUUCCUGCUCCUGGCAAUCUCCCAACCUGGGACAGUGCAGGGGAGAGUGGUUGCAGACUUCCGGGAAUGUAAUUCUUUCUUCAAGGACGGUAACCCACCGCAGGGAUUCGAAAACAUGGGCAACCUGGUCAGGAUCUGUCAGGUCUACAAAAACCAGUAUCGUUUCGCCACUUUGUACCGGACAGACUUGAGGAUCCCAGUCUACUCUGCCUACAAGUAUCAGGGGAACAGAAGGAUGGUGAAAGGUCAGAGAAUCUGUAACUGGUGUCAUGAGCCUCAGAUUGAUGAUCCGACCGCCAGUCCUGCAAUGAUUCACAGCAAGAAAAAGGCCAGUCAAAAACAAGCGAUGGUCGCAGAUUACAGAAAAUCAGGUUAUGAACAAGGACAUCUGUACCCGUUUGACUUCAAUGAAGGAGAUGAUCAGAGAGCCAGCUUCACCCUCACUAAUGCAAUCCCUAUGAGUGGUUCUGCUAAUAAGAAAUGGUAUCAUUAUGCGGAGAAAUUCAUUAAAAUAUUGGCGGAGAAAUGUCAGAACAAUGGCAGUCAGAUGUACGUGGUAACGGGCUCUGCUAAUUACACAGGGGGAAGUAUGAGCAAUAAGGUUGCGGUGCCUGAGCUGAUAUGGUCAGCUGCUUGCUGCACCUCAUCUGGGAGUCCGGUUGUGCAUAGUUCAACACUGAAUACCAAGCUGGACUUUUCCAUUGCAUACAUGAAAGAGUUGCUGACCAAUAAGAAUGCAACACGGAUAUCAGUACGGCAGCUGCAGAGAAAACUGAACGUGACGAUCUUUCAGCAGUGCAGGGGAACAAGUCAAAAUGACGAAGUGGAGAACAAUCGACUGGUGAACGCUUUGCUAAAUGAAAUACCAAGACCUAGGUUAAAAAGGAAGAGACAGAGUUCGUGUGUUGCUCAGUCGUAUAUUUUGCCCCGCCAGUCUAACAGCAAGUAAUAGUUGCUAGUCCCUUCUCCCGCUCUCCUUUUGCAUUCCCCUCGUACUCCUUCUCUUCACCUCCCUCAUGUGUCCCUUCUCCUUCCCUUUUUCCCCAUAAAGCACUCUCCUCUCCUAACAUAUUCCUUCUUCAGUCCUUGGAUUAGAAAUAGGCCAUUCAGCACAUUGAAUCUUUUCUGCUAUAUCCAUCAUAAGACAUAAGAAAUAGGAGCAGGAGUAGGCCAUCCGGCCUAUCGAGCUUGCCCCGCCAUUCAAUAAGAUCAUGGCUGAUCUGUCCGUAAACUCAGCUCCAUCUAGCUGUCUUUCCCCAUAACCCUUAAUUCCCUUACUAUGUAAAAAUCUAUCUAACUGUUUCUUAAAUAUAUUUAGUGAAGAAGCCUCAACUGCUUCCCUGGACAGAAAAUUCCACAGAUUCACCACUCUCUGGGAGAAACAGUUUCUCCUCAUCUUCGCCCUAAAUCUUCUCCCCUGAAUCUUGAGGCAAUGUCCCCCAGUUCUAGUCUUACCUACCAGUGGAAACAACUUAUCUGCUUCUAUCUUAUCUAUCCCUUUCAAAUUUUGCAUGUUUCCAUAAGCUCUCUUCUCGUUCAUCUGAAUUCCAGAGAGUAUAGUCCCAGGCGACAAAAUCUCUCCUCAUAGGUUAACCCCUUCAUCCCUGGAAUCAACCUGGUGACCUUCCUCUGCACUGCCUCCAAAGCCAGUAUAUCCUUCCUCAAAUAUGGAGACCAGAAUUGCACACAGUACUCCAGGUGCGGCCUCACCAGUACCCUGUAUAGUUGCAGCAUGACCUCCCUGCUCUUGAAUUCAAUCCCUCUAGCAAUAAAGGCCAUUUCAUUUGAUGCAUUAACCCUUCAACCCCAUUCCUUGCCUACCGACACAACCGAUCAACAGAUGACGCAAUAGCGACAGCUCUACACACUGUUCUUACAUAUCUGGAGAAAUAUAGGAAAAUAGAAAAACUAGAGCACAAUACAGGCCCUUCGGCUGACUAUGCUGAACAUGUACUUACUUAGAAAUUACCUAAGGAUGCUUAUAUGAGAGCACUGUUCAAUAUUCAACACCAUAAUUCCGUCCAGGCUUGACAAAAAGCUCAGAGACGUCGGCCUUCACCCUGCCUUGUGCAGCUAGAUCCUGGACUUCCUGUCAGAUCGCCAGCAGGUGGCAAGAGUGGUCUCCCUAACCUCUGCCCCUUUGAUCCUCAACAAAGGUGCCUCUCAGGGCGGUGUCCAAAGCCGCCUCCUUUACUAUCUGUUUAUGACUAUGUCGCCACCCACAGCUCUAACCUGCUAACUAAAUUUGCUGACGAUACUACAUUGAUUGGCCUAAUCUCAAAUAAUAACAAGGCAGCCUACAGAGAAGUCAUCACCCGGACACAGCGGUGUUAAGAAAACAACCUCUCCCUCAAUAUCACAAAAACAAAGGAGCUGGUUGUGGAUUACAGGAGGAAUGGAGAUAGGCUAACCCCUGUUGGCAUCAAUGGAUCUGGGGUUGAGAGGGUGAACAGCUUUCAAUUGCUUGGCAUCCACAUCACCGGCUGUGUGGUGGAAAAAGCACAAGAGUGUCUCUUUCACCUCAGAUGGUUGAAGAGUUUAGAAGCAAAUCCCUUCCCCUUUUUGCUUUAGGAAGGAAGAUGAAAAUGGCCACAUGAAUCAGGAACAGCAGCUUCUGUCUUGCAAUUAACAAAAAAUAACUUAUUAGUAAUUUUAAACUUUGUAAGUAUUGAUGCAAAUCUAUGCAUAAGGUCCAUUGGGAAGUGAAUUCCUCCUGUAGAUCUUAUGUUUUUUGCUUUAGGGAUUCGAUUUGUUGGUUUAUAUGCAAUCCACAUUACAUAAAUGGAUUUAAUCAUCGGAUACUUCUUGCACACAUUUUUAAUGUAGUUUGCAUGGGCUUUGAGUUACCCAGUUUGCAUAUAUUUACAGAUGAUAAUUUUGUCAAUCAAUUGCCAAUGAAUUUUAUUAAUUAAUGUCUGCCUCGUGAGGAAAUCAGCGAUAGCUGGACAUUCAAUGUAACACAACGAAAAGCGGAGAGUUCACAGAUCAUUAAUAGUGAAGUUUGUAAUCCAUUGUGUGAUUCUUCAUCAAAUAAAAAUC